GGUCGCCGCUCGACGGACGCGCGAGGACGCACGCAGAAGUCAGGAAGGAAGCCGAGGAAAUCCGCACUCUUUUUCGCUGCCGCCAACAGCAACAGGACCGACCAUUCACUCAGCGACCAAGGAGAAAUGCUGAGCAUGUACGAAAGUUCUUGUUCGUACCAGAGCGCGCUGGACCUGAAGCGCGUGGCGUCGGCGGCGGCGGCGGCGCAGCUCAACAUAAAGACGGAGGCCGAGUGCGGUUCGAUGGGCGGCGGCGUGGCGUCGGCGCCGGGCGGCGCCGACUGGGCGUCAGGGUGCGCCGCGUACCGCUUCGGCCUGCCCGGCACCACUUCCACCUUCGAGCAGCUCAAGCAGUCUGUCGAAAAGGCCAAGGCCGCCCUGCAGAGCCCCGUCGGCGCCGCAAUCGGCGCCGCCGUCGUCCCCCCGGUCAACGGCGCCGCCGCCAACUACCUGUUCGGCGACCUCGCCGCCCCCCUCUCCUCCUUCGCACGCGACGGACACGCGCGCCUCCACGACGACGAACACAAGAGGACUCACUCAGGGCUGCACGACUCGCCGGGCAGCAGGGACAGUAAAUCAUCCAGUCACGCGCACACCGCCACCUCCUCCACCUCCUCCUCAGGAAUCUCGAACAGCACAAAGGGCACGUCGUACCAGCACAGCAACAGCGACAGCCUCAGAGCCUCCAGCAAAACCGACACGACCUACAAAGGAUCAUGGAGCUCGCACUCGGCCUCGCAGACGCAAGCUGCGGGCUACGGCAGCAACUCCCUCGGCAGCAUGACCAAGUCCUCCCUGGACCCCCACACUCACCUCAGACAGCCAGAUCCGUACCAAAUGUUCGGGCCGACGAGCAGCCGCCUCGCCAGCUCUGGUUCGGGCCAAAUCCAGCUGUGGCAGUUCCUGCUCGAGCUGCUCUCGGACUCGUCGAACGCGGCCUGCAUCACCUGGGAGGGCACCAACGGCGAGUUCAAACUCACCGACCCUGACGAGGUCGCCCGCAGGUGGGGCGAGCGCAAGUCCAAGCCCAACAUGAACUACGACAAACUCAGCAGAGCUCUCAGAUACUACUACGAUAAGAACAUAAUGACCAAAGUGCACGGCAAGCGGUACGCGUACAAGUUCGAUUUCCAGGGGCUGGCGGCGGCCACGCAGCCGGCGGCCGCCGACCCGGCCGCCUACAAGUACCAGAGCGACCUGUUCAUGUCCAGCUACCACCACCACUCGACCAAACUCAACUUCAUGAGUCCGCACGCAGCCAUCCCGUCCUCCUCAGCGAGCAUAUUCCCGUCGCCGUCGUCGUACUGGAGCAGUCCGGGCGCCAACCUGUACUCGAACAUCGCGGCGGCGUCGACGCACUCGAUGCCGCACCACCCGACGCACUUGGGCUCGUAUCCGCACUACGCAUGACAAAGCUCGUGGGAGCCGCCGACGAGCACGUCGCCGACCCCCCCGUUCCGCACGGGCCGCCUCUGAACAUUGUGCAACGCAAGUACCUUCUUUCCCAGCCAAGUGCGAAAGUGCAAGUGUAAAUAAUAAUAAUGACGAAAAUCGCUGUCAAAUUCAUGGACCGCGAAGAAAAUUUUUUUCAUUCUCAAACGGAGACAAAAAUUGGCACCUCCAAAUUUGAUUCAAAUUCCAGGACCACAAUGGUAAAUUUGUUUUCCUCAAUAUUGAGGAAAACAAAUUUACCAUUGUGGUCCUGUAAGAAAAUAAAACGUUCAAGAAGAAACCCAGUCUAGUCCUUGCAAAGAAUCAUUUGGAAUCUAUGUAAAUAAUUAUAUAAAAUUAAGUAGUAUUUUUAUUUUGAUCUCUCGUCUAUAUUCAAAUACCAUAGGCUGUUUGUAUUUAUCGAUAGACUGGCAGAUAAUGUGUAGGUGUUAAGAGUAGUCGAAUAACAAAAUGAUGCCUGCCUCUAGAGCGAGAGUCUGUAUGUAUUUUGGAAUUGUGUCGUUUGAAAUAUACAUUUAACUGAGGUGCCAAAAUAUAUAUGAGGGCAGGCGUGUCUGUAAAUAAAAUUAUAUAGAAAAAACCAACUCAAUAAAAUACCCAAUAAAAGUAACUAGUCCAUAUCUAAGGAAUUAUGCAUUUUAUGAUCGUCUCUCUUCUCUUAUUCAAUGUGAUAUGCUUUCGAUCUCAUUUUGAUUUCUAGCAUUAUUCUUAUUAGGAUCAGGAUGUAAAUGUAUCUCUUCCCUGUUGAUUGAUAUAAAAAUUACUGUUGUGACUUCUAAUAAAUAUAAAUGGACCUGACAAGGAAUAAAAAAAAA
This is a messenger RNA of Neocloeon triangulifer, 2267 nucleotides long. RefSeq names its product transcriptional regulator ERG homolog (gene Ets65A). Lineage: Eukaryota; Metazoa; Arthropoda; Insecta; Ephemeroptera; Baetidae. Gene Ontology annotation, molecular function: DNA-binding transcription factor activity, RNA polymerase II-specific; sequence-specific DNA binding. The record is from RefSeq and is a predicted model, not a curated record. Bases 127 to 1410 code for a protein of 427 amino acids. Gene Ontology annotation, cellular component: nucleus. Gene Ontology annotation, biological process: regulation of transcription by RNA polymerase II; cell differentiation. The transcript has 10 exons.